Molecule: messenger RNA, 1230 nt
Organism: Geodia barretti
Lineage: Eukaryota; Metazoa; Porifera; Demospongiae; Tetractinellida; Geodiidae
Source: the annotation of a GenBank genome assembly
AUGCACUGGCCGCACCUGCAGAAGGAAUCCGCUCGAAACAUCCGCAAGAGCGUUCUGCAUGACCGAUGGGUGAUGCUGAAUGCGAGUUUCGGCGAGGCUGUGGGAUGGGAACGCCCCAUGUGGUUUGCUCCCAAGGAGUCGGAAAGCAAAAACAUCUACUCUCACACCCGCCCCAAUUGGUUUGAGUACACAGCGCUGGAGUGCAAGGCGGCGCGUGAAAAGGCAAUCAUUCUGGAUCAGAGUUCUUUCGGCAAGUUCUUGAUUCAAGGAAGCAACGCCUGUGAAUUUCUGCAAGGAAUUUGUAGCGGCAAUAUCGAUGUGGAAAUGGGCAGAAUCGUCUAUACACAUAUGCUCAACAGUCGCGGAGGCAUCGAGGUGGAUCUGACAGUUAAUCGUCUUGAUGAAGAUCGAUUCAUGAUUGUUUCAUCCGCGACUUCACAGCCGCGCGACCAUGCUUGGAUUGCAAGAAAUAUUGUCACGAAGCCACGUGCAACAUUGACAGAUGUAACAUCAUGCUACACAGUACUUUCCAUUCAGGGCCCCAAUUCGAGGGAUGUCCUUUCCAGUGUAUCCAACGCGGAUUUCAGCAACGAAGCGUUUCCAUUUGCAACGUCCAAGUCGAUCGAAAUCGGUUACGCUCAUGCCAUAGCCAAUCGGCUCACUUUUAUCGGAGAAUUGGGGUGGGAGCUGUAUAUCGAAUCGGAAUUCGCACAGGACAUAUUCGACCGAAUCAUGGAUGCUGGCUCAGAUUUUGGACUAAAGCCCACUGGUUACCAUGCACUCGAACACUUGCGUUGCGAAAAGGCGUAUAGGGAAUUCGAUCUUGACCUUACUCCAGAAGACACCCCAUUCGAAGCAGGUCUCGGAUAUACGGUUGAUUUAGACAGGCCCGGUGAUUUUACGGGGCGUGACUCACUGCUGUCACAAACUGAAUUCGGCCUGCUGAAAAAACGCCUGGUCAUGUUUAAACUGAAUGACCCUGAACCUGUCCUGUAUGGAGAAGAACCCAUUUGGCUCAAUGGUAAAAUUGCCGGUUACCUUUCAUCAGGCGCGUUCAGUUUCACACUUGGAACAUCGGUCGGUAUGGGUUAUGUACGUCAAGCGGAUGGUAUCACAGAUGACCUGACCGCGAACGGAAUUUGGGAAAUUGAAAUUGCCUGCGAACGCUUUGCAGCAGUUGCAUCACUGCGCACUUUCUUCGACCCGCGUCGCGAAAGGGUUCAUCGCUGA